Molecule: messenger RNA, 429 nt
Organism: Parascedosporium putredinis
Lineage: Eukaryota; Fungi; Ascomycota; Sordariomycetes; Microascales; Microascaceae
Source: the annotation of a GenBank genome assembly
AUGACAGUAGGCACCGUGAGCGGAAGUUGGCGCCUCAAUGUCCCCGAGUCAGCCCCCGGCGUUCUCACCUCCGGCAAAGGCCGGGCCCCGCCACCGCCCGUAAACUGUGGCCGGGAAGCCGGGUUCCCGGAUCCUGGUUGGGCGUAUGGAGUCUCGGCGGCCGGCUCGGGACCAUAUCCGGAAGAGACCAGGAGAGGAGUCCCUCCUCCUACUGGGGCCCUCGCCAGCUCCGUAGCCGCGCAAGGCGUCGUCGAUGGCUUCUGGGAAACCUGUACGCGGUGGCAGCUCGGCUUCGAAAACGAGACGUUAUACCGGCACUUCAUGGUCGCCGAGUGCCUCGACGACGACAACAAGCUCCGCACCUCCUUCAUCUCCCUCAACGACUGCUUGUCGAACCAAGAAGGCGAUCUCACCGCGAAGCAAGAGUAA